Molecule: messenger RNA, 2075 nt
Organism: Solea senegalensis (Senegalese sole)
Lineage: Eukaryota; Metazoa; Chordata; Actinopteri; Pleuronectiformes; Soleidae
Product: CBY1-interacting BAR domain-containing protein 2-like
Exons: 10
Coding region: 92-1135 (347 amino acids)
Biological process (GO): cilium assembly
Cellular component (GO): ciliary basal body; ciliary transition zone
Source: RefSeq, a predicted model, not a curated record
CUCCCAAACAAGAGACAGUCUCUUGUUACCUGGUGCAGGUGAGAGCAAGUGGAGGCAAACAACAGAGCUACAGGAAGGACAGGAAACAAACAUGAACACUUUCUCCAGCCGGGAUGUUCAGGUGAAGAGCUUGGAGCAAACAGUGAAACAUGCUGAAAAGCACCUGGGUGAGAUCUGCUCCCUGUUGGGCUCCUACACCAGGAAGACGGCGAAGCUGAGAGACAAGGCAGACUUGCUGGUGGCUCAGAUCUUUGACUUCUCCAGCACAGAAGGACCUGAGCUCCAGGUCGGACUGAGGAACCUGGCAGAGGAUCUGGCCAUGGUUCAGGAUUACAGACAGGCUCAGGUAGAGAGACUUGAGACGAGAGUUGUUGCUCCUUUAAAAGGGUACGGAGACAUGAUCAAAAAUAAACGGGUAGAUCUGAAGAAGUUUAACACUGAUCUGAACCGAGAGAUGAAGGAGCUGGAAAAACUGGGUAGAGUCAGACUGAGGAACCCUGCUGACCGCCAGAGCAUUUCUCAGGCUGAAGUCAGUGCCCAGAAGGCUUCCAACAAUGCUCAGCGCAGUGUCAAACAACUCGAGGAGACCAUCUCGGACUUCCAGAGACAGAAACUGGAGGAUAUCAAAAGGAUUUUCAUGGACUUCAUUACAGUGGAGAUGCUCUUCCAUGCUAAGGCUCUGGAGGUCUAUACACACACAUACCACAACCUGGAGGCCAUGAACAUUGAAAAGGAUCUGGAGCUGUUCAAUGGACGUCUGAAGAUGUCUGACUCUCUGCCUGGACAUCUGGAAACCCCACAGAGCAGCCAGUCGUCUACACUCAUGACCCGCUACCCAAGUUCUCCUGUGUCCUCUCCCAAAGGCCAGAGCCUCAGGCCCAUGCUGGCUCCCCCUACUGGACAAAACAGAACACAUCAGCACAGCCAGCUCCCUGAGAGAGCUAGGAGGGCUCGCAGCGUCUUACAACGCCAGAGAGGCAUGGAGGAGGAAGAGGAGGAGGAGGAGGAAGAAGAGGAGGAAGAAGAGGAGGAAGAAGAGGAUGAGCUGUAUGAAUCAGAGCUGGAGGACGAUCAGCACAUCAGCAGGCAGUCUUAUGCUGUUCAAUAUGCCCAGAUGCGCCGAUGGCAGCAGUAACAAACACAUAUACAUAUACAUGUACAUAUGCAUGUACAUGUACAUAUACACGCAGAUAUAGAUAUAGCUUUACAAUAUUAAUAAUUUAACAGGGGCAAAAUUUCAUAUUGUGUUCUUUUAAAAUGUAAAAUAAAAAGUGAAUACAAGCCAUGUGUAUCACUCUGGAAAGUAUCAUUUUAAUUGUAUAAAUGUGCUUGCUGAUUUUAUAAUGUGUCAAAUUAAAAUUGUGUUUAAGUGAAUUCAUAUUCUUGUUAUUUGGUAAAAAUGUCCCUUCCCUGUGUAUAUGUAGCCCGUGUGUACAUGUAAUAACAAAAUCCCUUUGUUUUAUGGCAUUUUCAUUGUACAUUCAGUUCUGACUGAGUUUUUUUGAGGAGCUUUUAUUUUGUUAGACGUCUUUUAUUUUGACACUAGCUUUUCGCUGUGCUACUUCCUGUUUAUUCGCGUCGCUAGAGGCGCUGCUGAGGAGAGGUAAGACUUUAGCGUCACUCCGGUCAUUGUUGUGUAAAACACGGUCAAAUUCGAGGCAGAGACUUGUGUAUAUUAUUUAGUAUAAGUUGCGAAUGUUGGUCUCUUGUAAAAUGUUGUUCUCGUUGUAUUAAUGUAUGUUUUGUAUGAGUACAGUACUUUAGCAGUUUGUUAGCUGUAGCUCAUAAGCUAGGCUACAGUUUUGCUUCCGCUGUUUUCUUUAUUCUACUUUAAAGAUGCGCACGUGAAACCAGAGCGUGAGCAGUUGUUGUACUGACAUUAUUGUGUUUUGCACAGGUAUGUAAGCUCACUGUUUGUCAUUUUUAUUACUGUACAUUGAUUUGAUUAGUAAGUUAGACUUUUGUCAUUUAUUGUCAUACACAUAAGGUGUAUUACUGUUUAUUGUAAGUUCAUAUUCAUUCAUAAAAAUACUAAAAGUGCUGCUGGUGGGUGGAAAAUAUAACCGUGAAUUUAA